AUGGAUCGUUUUUCUUCUACUACUACUACUAUACCUUUUGCUUUUCAUGGAGCUAAAGAUGACAUCACCAUGCAAUUUUCUUUGAUUUGGACUCAAAUCAAAGCACCAUUGAUAGUUCCAUUGCUAAGAAUAUCAGUGUUUUUGUGUUUGAUAAUGUCAGUGAUGAUGGUUAUUGAGAGGGUUUAUAUGGGUAUUGUCAUUAGUCUUGUGAAACUAUUUGGAAGAAAACCUGAAAAACGUUACAAAUGGGAACCUAUUAAGGAUGAUAUUGAGUUGGGAAACUCUUGUUAUCCGAUGGUUCUUGUUCAAAUCCCUAUGUAUAAUGAAAGAGAGGUCUAUCAAUUGUCAAUUGGAGCUGCAUGUGGCCUUUCUUGGCCCUCUGAUAGGAUCAUUAUACAAGUUCUUGAUGACUCCACUGACCCAACAAUCAAGGAGUUGGUGCGAGUAGAAUGUCAAAGAUGGGCAAACAAAGGUGUGAACAUAAAGUAUGAAGUUAGAGACAAUAGAAAUGGAUACAAAGCAGGGGCAUUGAAAGAAGGAAUGAAACAUAGCUAUGUGAAACAAUGUGAUUUUGUUGCAAUAUUUGAUGCUGAUUUUCAACCAGAGUCUAAUUUCUUGUGGCGCACAGUGCCAUUUUUGGUGCAUAAUCCUGAACUUGCCCUUAUUCAAGCUCGUUGGAAAUUCGUGAAUGCAGAUGAAUGUUUAAUGACCAGAAUGCAAGAGAUGUCACUAGAUUACCAUUUUACCGUAGAACAAGAAGUGGGCUCUUCCACUUAUGCCUUUUUUGGCUUCAAUGGGACUGCGGGAGUAUGGAGAAUUUCAGCAAUGAGUGAAGCUGGUGGAUGGAAGGAUAGAACAACAGUUGAAGACAUGGACUUGGCUGUUCGAGCUAGUCUCAAAGGAUGGAAAUUCUUAUACUUAUCAAAUCUGCAGGUCAAAAAUGAAUUGCCAAGUACUUUCAAAGCCUACCGUUACCAGCAGCAUCGUUGGUCAUGUGGACCAGCAAAUCUUUUCAGAAAAAUGGUCAUGGAGAUUAUUAAAAAUAAGAAAGUGUCAUUAUGGAAGAAGAUACAUGUGAUUUACAGCUUCUUCUUUGUUAGGAAAGUUGUAGCACACAUCAAUACGUUUGUGUUUUAUUGCAUUAUACUACCUGCAACAGUUUUGGUACCUGAAGUCGUGGUUCCGAAAUGGGGUGCUGUAUAUAUCCCUUCAAUUAUCACCCUUCUCAAUGCUGUUGGAACUCCAAGGUCACUCCAUUUACUUGUAUUUUGGAUUCUGUUUGAGAAUGUGAUGUCUCUACAUCGAACGAAAGCAACUAUUGUUGGUCUUUUGGAGACUAGUCGAGUGAAUGAAUGGAUUGUCACUGAGAAGCUCGGAGACGCUCUCAAGGUUAAAGCAGGUACAAAAGCACUCAAGAAGCCCCGGUUCAGAAUCGAAGACAGGAUUCACUUGUUAGAACUUGGUGUUGGAAUGUAUCUCCUCUUUAUCGGCUGCUACGAUGUUAUGUUCGGGAAAAACCAUUUCUUCAUCUUUCUCUUUAUCCAAGCGAUCGCCUUUUUCAUCAUGGCAUUUGGGUAUGUUGGAACCUUCAUUCCCAACUCCUAG
Molecule: messenger RNA, 1605 nt
Organism: Vicia faba (fava bean)
Lineage: Eukaryota; Viridiplantae; Streptophyta; Magnoliopsida; Fabales; Fabaceae
Source: the annotation of a GenBank genome assembly